AUGGGAAUGAUCACCACUUCGAUCGCCAACGAUUCAAUCAUUAUACCGUCUGGAUUUUACAUUAUCGGAUUUACGGAUUUAAAGUUUGCUGAUUUAUUUGUCAUUUUCCUCGGCUUCAUUUAUAUUGUGACAGUUCUGUGCAACUGUUUCAUUGUUUCUAUUAUAUGGAUGGAUCAUAGGCUCCACACUCCAAAGUACAUUGCAGUAGCAAAUUUAGGCGUUGUUGACUUGAUGGGCAGUACAUCCUUUAUUCCAAGUACAAUCAAUACUGUUGUUGCGAGAGAUACCUUCAUGUCCUACAAUGCAUGUUUAACACAGAUCUUUUUUUAUUACUGUUCUAUAAUAUUAGAAUCAUUUUCCCUCAGUGUACUUGCCUAUGACAGGUUAAUUGCAAUAUGUUUUCCACUGAGGCAUAAUUCUAUCAACACUCCCACAAACAUGAUCAGUAUUUUAGUGAUUCUUUGGGUAGUUUUUGCAAGCGUCAUGGUGUUCUUGGUCGUGAUCUUGACAAAACUGUCUUUUUGUGAUUCACUCAGUAUGAACUACUUUGUCUGUGAUUAUUCAGGUGUGUUCAAUCUAGCCUGCAAUGAUAACACAAUGCAGUGGGCUGCUGCUGCUUCUCUGGGUAUGCUGCUUUUGUUUGGGCCCCUUAGUUUAAUCCUCUUGUCAUACGCCUGUAUUUUGACAGCCGUGUUUAGAAUGAAAAGUGUGGACAGCAGGUACAAAGCACUUGCAACCUGUACAGAACAUCUCAUUCUGGUGGCGAUUUUCUAUGUGCCGACCAUAACACUGUACAUCACUGAACUUUUCUUAAUCCAUGUUGAUCCACAUGUCAGAAUGGUGAACUUGUCAUUAGCUUCAAGCAUCCCAUCCUGUCUGAACCCCAUUGUGUAUUCACUGGCAACCAAAGAAAUCAGGAACAAAAUACUGGCUAUGUUCCGGAAAGUCAAAGUAGCAGGGUCAGGGUAG
This is a messenger RNA of Conger conger (European conger), 969 nucleotides long. RefSeq names its product putative olfactory receptor 7A2. The coding region runs from base 1 to 969 and encodes 322 amino acids. The record is from RefSeq and is a predicted model, not a curated record. Gene Ontology annotation, molecular function: G protein-coupled receptor activity; olfactory receptor activity. The transcript has a single exon. Gene Ontology annotation, biological process: G protein-coupled receptor signaling pathway. Gene Ontology annotation, cellular component: membrane. Lineage: Eukaryota; Metazoa; Chordata; Actinopteri; Anguilliformes; Congridae.